UGACUCCAACAUAUCGGGGUAGCUGCUUGAAUGCUCUCGAAAAUCAGAGACCAGGACUCUCCUGCGAUACAGCUCCUCCGAGCAACGCUCGAAUCGAUAUGAAAUGUCUCGCACGCUGUUGUGUCGUCAACUGCUGUAUCUUUGACGAUCACUGCGAGGCUCAAGCGCCAAUAUGGGGGUUCGAGUUUCUCACUUCAGGGUAUCUUUGAGGGCACGAAGACUACUUGGCUGCGGAUCGCUGUGUUUGGAUGCCUGAAGGGGAGUUGUGCCGUAUGCCUUCGCCUUGGGGAAAAGUUAGCUUUGCCACGCAGAAUUCAAGUAUACAGCAUCCCAUGGGAA
Mycena citricolor is the source of this 339-nucleotide messenger RNA. The record is from the annotation of a GenBank genome assembly. Lineage: Eukaryota; Fungi; Basidiomycota; Agaricomycetes; Agaricales; Mycenaceae.